Molecule: messenger RNA, 513 nt
Organism: Ostreococcus lucimarinus CCE9901
Lineage: Eukaryota; Viridiplantae; Chlorophyta; Mamiellophyceae; Mamiellales; Bathycoccaceae
Exons: 1
Biological process (GO): regulation of DNA-templated transcription; nuclear-transcribed mRNA poly(A) tail shortening
Cellular component (GO): P-body; CCR4-NOT core complex
Source: RefSeq, a predicted model, not a curated record
GACCGAUACGGCUUGCUCGGCUUGUUGCCGGUGAUUCGAAUGGCGAAUCCAAACGUGUCCACGCUCGCCUUGGGUGCUGACUUGACCAUGCUUGGUUUGAACCUCAACUCUCCGGACAGCUUGUAUAAGUCCUUCUCGUUGCCCUGGAACGAUUCGGCGCCAAAGAACGACAUGGAACUCACUAUUCCAUCCGCGUAUUCGCAGCAAGUGAGUCGUUGCCAUCCGGCGGUGUUCGCGAAGUUCCAGCAGGAGACGCUCUUUUACAUCUUCUACAGCAUGCCCGGAGAAGAGUCUCAAUUAUUCGCCGCGGACGAGUUGGUACAGCGCGGAUGGGGGUUCCACAAAGAACUCAAGGCUUGGUUGAUGCGCGUGGCGAACACCGAACCGGCGAAUCAAAACGAGCAGGGCGAGCGCGGCUCUUUCUGGGUGUUCGAUCCCAUGACGUGGGAGCGAGUGAGGAAAGACAAUUUCACGCUGCAGUACGAUCAGUUGGAGACGCGCCCGACGGUUCCC